AUAUAAAAAUCGAUACGCCUAUUGCAAACGUCGGUUAUUGUAUUUUUAACUGUCGAAUGUGAUACGUUUUGAUAUACGAAAUUAAUAAUGAGAAGGUACUGUACGGUGAUCGCAUUAGCGAUCAUCGUGUCCAUCGGAGUAGCAGAGAACCAAAUGCCGAAGAAAGUAUUUGUGAAGCAGCCUAAAUGUCCUUCCUCAGGUAGCGACAGGCUGCCUCAUCCGAAUAAAUGCACCCAGUACUACAUUUGUCAAGAUGGCAAGGGUGAAAUUCACGAAUGUCCCGAGGGUCUGCAUUUCAAUGUAGCCAUUAAACAGUGUGACUGGCCGUCCGCGGGAUGCCUCAUGGGUAGUCGACCGGAGACUCAACCUAAUAUCCCUGACAGCGAGGAAGCCGAUAUGUCUUAUUGCAUCGGCACAUGUCCACUUCCGGAUCCAAUGGACAAAACGAUACAUCUGCCGUACAGUGGCGAUUGCAACAAAUUCUGCAAAUGCAGCAAUGGCGUUCCGUACAUUAUGAACUGCCCGGCCAACUUGCACUUCGACACGAAGUGGGAAGUUUGCAAUUGGCCCUGGGCAGCCAAUUGUCAGUGGAAGAGAUGAAAGCGCAAUUCUGCCGAGUCUUCAGUAUCAUCUUCGAUUCGAUUGUUCGUAUAUUGAAUUGGAUAAAUUCGACGGAAAAAGGCAUUCGGACAAACAUUUAUCUCUCAUUUAGAUUUCUUGCAAAUAAUGAAUGUAUUACACAAAAUUUUAGUGGAAUAAAUUGAAAUUUAUAUAACGCAUUUUUGUUUGUACGUUAAUUAGGCAAAAAAUUUAUAGUGAUUUUUAUUACACCGAAUUGAUAAACGAUAUCAAUUGAUAACAUAGAUCGAUACUUAUAUCUGUAUCUUAUAUCUGAUUAUUAAAAAAAUAAUAAUAAAAUUAAUCUAAGCAUUA
Molecule: messenger RNA, 933 nt
Organism: Pogonomyrmex barbatus (red harvester ant)
Lineage: Eukaryota; Metazoa; Arthropoda; Insecta; Hymenoptera; Formicidae
Product: peritrophin-1-like
Cellular component (GO): extracellular region
Molecular function (GO): chitin binding
Source: RefSeq, a predicted model, not a curated record